Patiria miniata (bat star) is the source of this 1851-nucleotide messenger RNA. RefSeq names its product synaptotagmin-1-like. Gene Ontology annotation, molecular function: SNARE binding; calcium-dependent phospholipid binding; calcium ion binding. The transcript has 6 exons. The record is from RefSeq and is a predicted model, not a curated record. Bases 216 to 1829 code for a protein of 537 amino acids. Gene Ontology annotation, biological process: regulation of dopamine secretion; cellular response to calcium ion; calcium-ion regulated exocytosis. Lineage: Eukaryota; Metazoa; Echinodermata; Asteroidea; Valvatida; Asterinidae.
AUCCACUGAAGCAGGGCGUGUACACGGACGUCGCCAUGUUCCAGUGGGUUUUUUCCCCUAUGUGUUAUCAACCGACUGCAGUUAUGCUACGUCAUGUACAGUCUUCGGGCUUGUUUCAAGUUCUAUGUCCUCCGUGAAAUGAUAGCUGACAGUGAAAAACGAAGCUGAAUUUUCUUAGCUGACAUACCGGUACACUGAGUGGUCCCUGAAACGUGAUGCACAAUUUCUCAAUUGUCCCGCUUUUGAAACCAGAGCCAGUCACUCCGACCAUAAUCGUAGAAGCUCAUGCAUCCCUCCCGCGCCCAAUACCUCUAGUCCUGGGAAUCUUAGUUGGUGCCCAAAUUAUCAUCAUCCUGUCAGUCUUGCUGUACGUCCUGGGGUGCAGCAGAAACCCCGACAAAGCCUCGUACGAUGAGAUAGGCCGAUCACCGCUAUCGCGCCGCUUCUGGAAGAAACUCCGGGCAAGACUGAGACGCCAGGACGGAGAAAGCUUCAUCAGGAAGACGUCCAAGUACAGAGUCCAGGAUUCCAAGUUCUUGGAGAAUUGGCGAGAGAAGAAGCGAGACAUCAUCGUCCCGCAGCACGUCCAGAGCUUCUCCGGUCCCAUCGAGUUCACCAUCCCGACCAAGACCGAGGCCCUAGUCCGGCCAAAGGCUUCCGAGAGGAUGAAGCAGUUCCCGCUGCCUCCCGUAAAGAAACCCAGCAAGGAUCCGUGGAUGUCUCCCAAGAGACGGAACCCCUUCCUGACCAGUUCCAUGCGAACCCGGAGCCUGCAGACCGAGGAUCAGAAGUCUCAGCUCGCCGGGGUGGAAACCCGAAUGUCCCGGUCGCACUCCGUCCCAAUCGACCUGGGGCAGGCGGUGGCAGCUCUGGCAGCCAAGACCGACCAAACAUCAGCCUACAAGACCGCCAUUGGACAAAUCGAGCCGGACCUGUACCGCAUAGACGAACAACACGAGCUGUACACACCGUCAAAAUUCGGGCUCGGUAAACUGUCCUUUUCGCUCUUCUACGACUGGCGCGAAAGCCAGCUGACGCUGUACGUCAUCCAGGCCGUACAGCUACCGGCACGCACGGAGCGCGCAACGGCCGAUAGCUAUGUCGCAGUGUCCUUAUUACCAGACGAAGAAAAGCGAUCGGCAACUUCAAAGAUCCAGCGGCGAACUCUCAACCCCAUCUACCGGCAGAACUUCAUCUUCCGCCUGCCGGAGGAAGAGUUCACCGACACGGUCGUCAAAUUGACGGUGGUUGGUUUGGACGGUUACUCCCACCCGGUCCAUAUCGGCCAGGUCGUGUACCCACUGCGCACGCACGACUUUGGCUCCUCCUCCAGUGACGUCAGCCAACCGAUUUGGCGCGAUAUUGAAAAGUUAGAUUCGCCAGAGGAACCCCAACAAGGUGACAUCCUGGUCUCUCUGACCUACUUACCCAAUGCUGAACGAGUCACCGUGGCCAUACUCAAGGCUCGCAAUUUACGCCUACCGGAAUCGGAAGAGCCAGAUACCAAGAAGCUAGUAAUGGACACCUUUGUCAAGGUGACGGUGGUGAAAGCGGACAAGGUGGUGAAAAACAAGCAGACCUCCGUGGUGAGACGCAACGACAAUCCCACUUUCAACGAGGCCUUCACCAUCGACAUGAGCUGUGAGAACGAACAGGUGUGUAUCGUGUUCGCCGUGUGUUUGCGAGUGAAUCCCUUCGCAGGCCACAAGACUCUUGGGCGAUGCCUGGUCGGGCCGAACGAGAAGGCGACGGGUGACGGGGCGGCGCACUGGAGGGACAUGAUGGCGACUCCACGGACCGCCGUGGCGGCAUGGCACCCGCUGAAAUAAAAUGCACCGAUCCAGUAAGCCC